AUGGGGUCCAUGAAACACAGUGCUAUGAGCAUAGAAAACGCUCUGGGGUCAAAUAAGCGUGAGAACAAAGGUGCUGAAGAAAUGGCUUUCAUGGAGCUAAGUGACAAGAUGUCUCUGCAGAUGGAAACAAUUGGGAAAGAACAAGAGCUGACCAAGAAAAACAAUGGUUUCCUCCAAAAUAUCGAUGCAGCUGAAGGUGCAAUGCAGAAUUUGCUAAGGGAAUUUACCAAAAUGGACCACAUCUUGGACAGAUCAGAUGAUGAGGACGACAUUUUCUCUGAAAACCCCCAAACUGAAUUCCUUCACGAGGUGGAGACUAAAAAAUGGGAUGUGUUGGAGCUGGAGGCUGAGCGUGACCAAGCCCUGCCGAAAGAGGAGGAAGAAACAGAUUACGCUCAACAUGAGGAUCCUCAAGUGUCCACAUCUUUUCAAAUUUCAGAGGAGAACAUCCCUGAACUGAGUCAGGAGAACAUGUUCUUCCAGCUAGACCACUGGAAUUCACAGAUGGGUCAACAAGUGAAAGAACUUGGAGCUGAUCACAUAGACUGGAUGGAGAAAAUUAAAAAUAUUAUACAAGAAAUAAACCUAACAGAAAACACAGUGAAGAGCUUAAUAAAUGAGGUGAUGUCCCUGGAGGGCCAAAUUGAAAAGCUGGAGUCACAUCAGGACCUUGACCCUGAGCAGGGGGCAAACAUCGAGGAGAAGAUCAUGGAAAUUAAGAAGCAAUUAGGAGAAAUCACUAAGGAGUUUGUCCAGGCAGACGCUUGUAAUGAAGCUCAUGAAUUAAAGGAGAAACUCAUUGCAAGAAUAGAGAACUUUUCCAAGGACAUGACUCUGCUGAAUGCAAAGCUAGGGACAUACCAAAUGCAAGAAGAGAAAACAGACUCUCAGAGUCCUGAAGAAAUGGGUAUGGAAGAGAGGGAGCCCCUGCUUCCUCAGGCUCCACCACCCCCUUUAAUGCAGAACUCUCCUCCCCGCAUUACAAUGUGGUGGAAACGUGCACUGAGGAUUUUCAUCAUGUUUUAUGUCCUUACCUUCACUGGAGUUUUAUGUUACACACUAUUUUUUGACGCUACGUUUAUCUUUGAAAGGGUGCUCCCUACAAUGCUUGGGCGCCGCAGAAUGUGGGAACUACGGGAGAUUAUCGCGCCUUUUUUGAAUUUGGAAGUAGAAGACUUGUUACCCUCCUGAAGAUACAGAAGUUACCAUUACCCUACUGACUUUCUCCCCAAUAAAAUUCUGGCUGUUCUU
Molecule: messenger RNA, 1251 nt
Organism: Ceratotherium simum simum (southern white rhinoceros)
Lineage: Eukaryota; Metazoa; Chordata; Mammalia; Perissodactyla; Rhinocerotidae
Source: RefSeq, a predicted model, not a curated record